Molecule: messenger RNA, 1372 nt
Organism: Gasterosteus aculeatus aculeatus (three-spined stickleback)
Lineage: Eukaryota; Metazoa; Chordata; Actinopteri; Perciformes; Gasterosteidae
Gene: mylpfa
Product: myosin light chain, phosphorylatable, fast skeletal muscle a
Molecular function (GO): calcium ion binding
Source: RefSeq, a predicted model, not a curated record
CUUGAGGCUGUGGCUAAAGUUAGACCGGCCUGCGGAGGGUAUAUAAGCCGCCGGGGAUGUGCGCAAUACGCGGCUUCACACUGUCUUCUCCUCCUCGAUCAGCCAAACCUCCACUCAUACCGUCUCAAGAUGGCACCAAAGAAGGCAAAGAGGAGGCAGGCAGCAGGAGAGUCCGGCUCCUCCAACGUGUUCUCCAUGUUUGAGCAGAGCCAGAUUCAGGAGUACAAAGAGGCUUUCACAAUCAUUGACCAGAACAGAGACGGCAUCAUCAGCAAAGAUGACCUGAGGGACGUCCUGGCUUCAAUGGGCCAGCUGAACACCAAGAACGAGGAGCUGGACGCCAUGAUCAAGGAGGCCAGCGGCCCGAUCAACUUCACCGUCUUCCUCACCAUGUUCGGAGAGAAACUGAAGGGUGCCGACCCCGAGGACGUUAUCGUCACCGCCUUCAAGGUGCUGGACCCCGAGGCUACCGGGAGCAUCAAGAGGGAAUUCCUCGAGGAGCUCCUGACCACCCAGUGCGACAGGUUCACUGCGGAGGAGAUCAAGAACAUGUGGGCCGCCUUCCCCCCAGAUGUUGCCGGCAACGUGGACUACAAGAACAUCUGUUACGUCAUCACACACGGAGAGGAGAAGGAGGAGGAGUAAAGAGAACGCUAGAAGACAAAACAAAAAAAAUGCAGCAAUCCCUUUGCUUUUUCUGCCUUCCCUUCCCUCUCCUUCGCUCCUCUUCCUCCUCUUCCUCCUCGCUCACCACCCGUGUGAACCAAUGUGCUCAAACCAAAGACUUGUCACACUGGUACACGAAUCCCACUGCGUGUCUGUGUUUGCUUGUGUGGAAAAGGGGUGAUUUGCAAUAAAAGGAUCCUGUGACAUCAUUUCCAUCCACAAGCUUUUCUCCCCAAAUAUUUUUUUUUUCCUCUUGCAACCAUCUCCUGUCUUCUCCCCUCUACGUCUCCGCCUGCCUCUGGGGUGUGUGAAUGAAAACUGCUUCCUAGAAGACAGGUUCACUACUGGGGGAGGAUGGGGGUCUGCACGCAGUAAGAGGACCUCAUUCCAAAUUUCUGAAGGCGUCCUUUGGUGUGUAGGAGGGGAGAGGAGGGAGAGCAGUUGCGGGCGAGAAAGUGAAAAGUUGCAUCCUUAAAGCGACGACAACUUUUCUUCAUCGAAAAGUGGAAGAAAAUAAGAAAGAAAAAAAAAAAAGCUAUCGGAGGAGGGGAGAGAAAAGGGCCGAAAGAAAACAUUCAAGUCUUCGACUUCUUUCCCUCCGCUCCUUCCUGCAACUAUUAAAUCACCUUUUUCUUUCCACGAGCGAGCCUUUCCUCUGUAAAAAAUAAAAGGGACAAACUGUGAAUAAAAUCUCUUUCCUUUUGUA